AUAACUAAAGAAGAGAAAGCUUAAUAGUAAAAAAAUAACUAAAAUUAGUCUGCUCUUUAUUCUUAAUUGAGCUAGCUUAUAGAGUUUCAAAUGAAGAACAGAAAAUUUACUUUUUUUCAAAUUUACAGUCAAUAUCAAGUAUCAAAAUUGAAAAAAGCUUCCAAUUUUUAUAAGUUUAAUGGCUAGAUAAAAGAAAGAAGGAUUCUUGUGAGUAAUAUGUUUAAAAAACAACAUAUUUUUGUAUUUUUAGUGAAAAUACAUGAUAAAGUUAAAAUAUUCAUUCUCUAGUAGAUUAAAGGCUUUGCUCUUUUAGAAUUCUGA
Tetrahymena thermophila SB210 is the source of this 321-nucleotide messenger RNA. RefSeq lists its product as hypothetical. Lineage: Eukaryota; Ciliophora; Oligohymenophorea; Hymenostomatida; Tetrahymenidae. The record is from RefSeq and is a predicted model, not a curated record. The transcript has a single exon.